AGAAUUUUAAUUUCAUUUUGUUUACUUAAAAAAAUACAGAAUAAACCGAAACCAAACCAAAUCAAAUAAGACCACACUUUUGUAGGAAAAAACUGAAAAAGAAAAGAAAUCUUUCUCUUGGACGUCUCUCUUCUACAAUCUCCUCACGAUUCUACUUCUGCGUUAUCCCCAAAAAUUCGCAAGCUUUCGCUUCAACGCAAAAUGGGUCCAAUCGUCAUCACCCAGCUAGCCACAGGUCUUAGCGUCUUAGCCGGUGCGGUUUUAGUCAAAUCGGUUCUUGACCAAAAGCCUAUGGCCGGUGGUCCGUUCCCUCGUUGUCCGACCUGCAACGGUACAGGAAGAGUCACGUGCUUCUGCACUCGAUGGUCUGAUGGAGAUGUUGGGUGUCGUAGGUGUUCUGGUUCGGGUCGUGCGGCUUGUAGCAAUUGCGGUGGUACUGGAACCGGUACACCUUUACCGGUUCGGAUCACGGUUCAGCCACCGAAUCGCCCUUUCUGAUUCCACAUAUUUGUAUAUUUUCUUCUGCUCUCUCUCUCUCUCUCUAUCUGUAUCGUAAGUUGAUUGUAUGUACUUUUGUUUCACAGAAAGAGAAAAUAGGAAUUACUUGAAUCCGGAUUCUUAUCUGUUCAUAUGUAUUAAAAAACAUAGUAAAGAUUUAAAAACUUCAUUUCUUUGA
Messenger RNA from Brassica napus (rape), 676 nucleotides. RefSeq lists its product as uncharacterized. Bases 202 to 498 code for a protein of 98 amino acids. Lineage: Eukaryota; Viridiplantae; Streptophyta; Magnoliopsida; Brassicales; Brassicaceae. The record is from RefSeq and is a predicted model, not a curated record. The transcript has a single exon.